Papaver somniferum (opium poppy) is the source of this 815-nucleotide messenger RNA. RefSeq lists its product as uncharacterized. The transcript is spliced from 2 exons. Lineage: Eukaryota; Viridiplantae; Streptophyta; Magnoliopsida; Ranunculales; Papaveraceae. The record is from RefSeq and is a predicted model, not a curated record. The coding region runs from base 119 to 514 and encodes 131 amino acids.
AAAUCCUAUAAAUAUCGAGGUUUAUCUAUCUCCAAACAAUAAACACCUAUUUUCAUACACCUUGCAAAACUUGUCACGGAUUUCAACACCUCUCAAAACUCUUUGUACAAACACAACAAUGGGAUCAUUUGAUUCUAUUGAAGAUUUGCAAAUCACCAAAACAUGGUACAAAGAAUCUCGAGUAGCAGAUCUCUCUUAUGUUAUGCCAGAGCCCGAAACCUUUUGGGAAAAGAUAUAUAACCAAUAUAGACGAGAAUAUGGGAAUCCAAAGAGAAGAACUCUACAACAAAUUCAUGAUAGGUACCAGAUAAUCCAAAAGGCCAUUUGUGAUUUUAUUGAGAUUCAACAACGCCUCCUCAAGGCCACCCGUAUUACCAUGUCCUCUGAACAAUUUCACGACCUUGUUAAAGCGGGUUAUUUGGAGGAGAAAGGUGAAGCAUUCACAUACGAUGACUGCUAUAAUUUCAUGGUAUCCAAAAUCCCAGAUUAUGAAUCGCCAGUCCAUUCAACUUGAGACGUCCGGUGAAGACUGAAACUAUAAUUUAUGUCAGUGUAGAUUUUGUGGGUAAAUCUGUUAUCAACCCUCACGAGUUUGGUUUUUGAUUAUGUUUUUAAUUAUGUAUUUAGUUAUGUUUUUCUAAUUAUGUUUUUCUAAUGUACUACGAUGUUUAAAAUAAAAGUUGUGAUUAAAAAAGUAGUCGGUUACAUCGUUGUAAUAAGUAAGAAAACAUAUUACAUCAUAAUCAUUACCCCUGCUCCCAAUUUGGAAGUAACAUAAUUAACCACACAUAAUAUUAUAAAGAUUCGAUUUUAUA